Messenger RNA from Oncorhynchus masou masou (cherry salmon), 4813 nucleotides. Its product is annotated as protein O-mannosyl-transferase TMEM260-like. The record is from RefSeq and is a predicted model, not a curated record. The transcript is spliced from 17 exons. Lineage: Eukaryota; Metazoa; Chordata; Actinopteri; Salmoniformes; Salmonidae. Bases 133 to 2199 code for a protein of 688 amino acids.
GCUGAUGGGCAGACCAGGAAGUGAAAUCAGCAGUGACUAUAGUCAUUUGAACUUUAUACGGAAUAACCUGUUGUGGACCAUGCAAGUAUUUUUGGAAGCUAGCUAUUGAUUUGUUUCUUACACUAACUAGCCAUGGUGGUGGAGCAGAGAAGCUGGGUGCUGACUAGCGCCACUGUCGCCUUUGUCGCAGCGCUUUACCUGCCCUGCACACAGAAGGCUGUCCCCGGUGGAGACUCAGGAGAGCUGAUCACCGCUGCUUGUGAGCUGGGGGUGGCUCACCCCCCGGGAUACCCAGUCUUCACCCUCUUAGCCUGGCUGGCUCUGUCCCUGCUGCCCUAUCUCUCCCUCUCCGUGUCUCCGGCCCACAGUGUCAACCUGCUGAGCAGCUUGCUGGGGGCCGGGGCCAGCGGGGCCCUCUGCUUCACUGUCUGCAGACUGGCAGGCCCAGGGCCGGGUGCGGUGCUGGCUGGGGGGGUGUUUGCUGUGUCCAGGCUCAGCUGGCAGUGGUCGGUGGUGGCUGAGGUCUUCUCCCUCAACAACCUCUUUGUUGGGCUCCUCUUCUCCCUGACUACCAGCUUCCACUGUGCUGACAGUGCCCCCCAGAGGAGGAAGGUUUCCCAUUGGGGGGCGCUGUGCUGUGGCCUGGGUCUGUGUAACCAGCACACUCUGGUGUUGUACGUGGUGGUCAUCAUUCCCUGGGUCCUGCUCCAACUCUACUCUCACAGAGAGCUGUCUGUCUGUGGGCUGAUGUCUCUGGGACUGUGUUUCCUGGGGGGUCUACUGCCCUACGUCUACCUGCCUAUCUCCUCCUACCUGAACACAGCUCGCUGGAGCUGGGGAGACCAGACUUCCCUCUCAGGCCUCUUUACUCACCUACUGAGGACUGAAUAUGGCACCUUCAGCCUGGCCAAGACAGAAGGUACCGGGAACCUCACCAUGAUGCUAAAGGCUCAGCUGGACCACUGUAUGGCUGACCUGUCCCUCCCUGUGCUGUUCCUGGCUGGACUGGGCAUGUUCCUCAUCUCCUGGGACAGGAGACGCCGUGUUGUUCCCUGGCUACUGACGGCCAUGCUGCUACUCUACUCCCUGUUCUUUGCCUGGAGAGCCAACCUGGACAUCAGCAGACCCCUACUGCUGGGAGUGGUGGAGCGGUUCUGGCUUCAAAGCGAUGCUGUGGUGUGUGUGCUGGCUGGACUGGGCCUGAGUUGGACACACACAGGCCUGGAGAGGAGGCUCGGCCAUGGGGGUCUGUGGAGGGCCGGAGGCUGGCUCUUCACCGUAGGUGUCCUGGCACACAUGGUGCACUCCAACCAUCGGGAGUGUGAUCAGAGCAUUAACAGUGUUGUGGAGCGGUUCGGCAGGGAGCUUCUGGCCUCUGUUCCUCUAGACUCUAUCAUCCUGACCCGGGGAGACCUCCCAGGGAACUCCCUGCGCUACCUCCACUACUGCCAGGGGGUCCGGCCUGACGUACACCUUGUUGACCAGGAGAUGAUGACGUACAGCUGGUACGUGACCAAGCUGGGCCAGCAUCAUCCUGGGGUUAAUUUCCCUGGGCUCUGGUGGGACCCGGUCCACACUGAGGAGAAGGACACCUUCAGUCUGGAGCAGUUCCUCUCUCACAAUACACGGGGGGCCGUGCUGGCCUGCAUCGGGCUGCCUAACGGGGACCCCAGCUGGGAGAGGAGCUUCUCUCGCUGGCCCCUAGGCGUGUGUGACCACCUGGUGCCUGCCCAGGAGCACUUCCACCCAGAGGAGUGGGCCCGUCGCACCCGCUACAUCUAUAACUGGACCGAGCCACACAACAGUUUCCACCCAGGGUCCUGGGAGAGGGUGGCUAAUGAGGAGAUGUGGCAGGCCAGGAUGAAGACGGCUUUCUUUCUGUUUGACCUGGCUGAGAGGAUCCAGGGAGAGGGGAAAGCUCGCCUGUUUGAGCUCUCCUACACUCUGUAUAAGGAGAUCGUGGAGAGCCAUACAGACUACCCUCCCAACUGGGAUAAAAACCUGGCCCUGGCCAGCGAGAGGCUCCUGCGUUCAGGGAAGCAGGGCCACAGCCCUGACAGCCUGCUGACCUGCAGCAUCCAGCACUUCAGCCUGUACCUGGACAAGGAGCCCACGGACUCCCAGGCCCCCGCCAUCCACACCGCCGUCUCCCACCUGCUGCAGGAGAGGACUAGGCUCCGGCAGAAACACACCCCAUGAGGGAGUGUCAGAUAGAGCAGGCAUGCAGGAAGUACUGCAGGACACCAUGGGGACUGAGGAGGAGAAGACCUCUCAAUGUGUGUGGCAGCCAGGGGAUGUUGACUGACCUACAGGCUGCGUCUGGUGCUCUAACUUCUCUGGUGGUUGGGAUGAAGGGUUUUGUCAGGGGUUGAACACGCCCAGUACAGUGGAGAGUAGACUGGGCUCUACCGGCAGUCAUCAUGGACAAAUGUAUGUAUGAUGCCCUGGAAAAUUCUGUGAUGAAGUAGGGCAGGAAAAACAUCCCUUGUCAAAGAAUUGGCUACAGCAUGGGACCUAAUAUGGAGGUAUUGCUGGUGAUGGGGUACUCUGUGAUGAGGUGGGGUUGUCCAGACAAACAGGAACCAGGCUGCACCUCACACUGCAGCAAUGUUUUCCACUGGGGACAUUACAUGACUUUUGCAGCCUGGAUUGAACCCAAUCAAGCUGUUCAAGUCUCCCACACAUACACACUUUGCUUUACUAUUUCCCUGUCUCGUUUUUCUGUCUCUCUCUCUGCAUCUCUUUCUCUCAAACAGCUUUUAACGUUAUGAUUAUGUGGCCGUGGCCACCUGCUGAUUUAGUUAUCUUUUUCUCCCAUUAGGUGGCAGGGCUGAGAUUGAGGGAAACCCAAUUUGGGUGCAGAAAUGGGGGAUUAGAGCAGGCUCUUAAUCUGUGACAGAUUUGUGCAUUGCCACGCUGUCGCUGUCCUGGGCUCUGGUCUCUUAGCGUGACCCUGGCUCCCAGUCGCCACCCCUGCCCACCGACUAUCCAUCCAUCUGAGUUGGUCCUUUAAAAACGAAUGGAUUCAAUUAGCUUUUUUUUCUCCCUUUGACGACAGAGCUAUAAUCCCUCAUAGAUUUAAAUUAAAUAUGAAAUGUUACAAUGCCAGGGACCCUUUUAGAGGUGUGUGUGUGGGUGUGUGUUGGUGUGUGUGUGCACCCCUCCAGUGAUACGCAGAGAGGAAAAACACACGCACACACACCGAGCAGUGGAGCGCUUUCAUUUCCAGAGAGACAUUCCGUCACGCAGACAUCGAGUCACAACCGCAGUCACGCAGACACUCGAGAGACGUUGCAUCCAGACAUGCAAAGGUCCUCAGCAGCACGGCCCACACUCCUGGAUAGAUGGACUCAGUCACUUGAGGCUGGUCUGAGAGACAUGGUGAUUCAGUACAUUUAAUUACAUCUUUAACUACUUUCCCCUUCAUACCUUCUCCCCUCUGUUCUCGCAUAGACUUUCUACCUAAUUUACCGUAAACAUCCUCAGUCUGUGGACAUGCCAUUUCACUCUGUUGGGGCUGGUGUGUUUGAUAUUUGGGCGCCACUGAUUUCUAUGAGACCUGGUCCACAGCCACUCCUGUGUCCUGUCCUGUCAUCUGCUCUCAUUGUACUUUUAAUGGCAUGGACAGAGAGGACAGAGCACUAGAAGUGCUGCUCCGGGUCCUCUCAGAAAACAACCUGCCCUCUGCUCUGUCCACGGGGCUGGCUGAUGAGAACGGGCCUAGGACAGAUGGUACAUCUCUCUCUCUCUCAGAAAAAAGGUAUUUUUCUGUUCUCCAAAGAUUAAUAUACUCUAAGAAAGAUUUUUUCCACUUUAAACAUUCUCAGAGCUUUACUUUACUGUUUCUACUGUGUUAGUAAUUUUUUCUAUGGGACAUUUUAUUUCUGGUGUAAGUAUAUUUACUGAUUUAUACAAAUAUAUACAAAUCAGUAUUAAAAGGAGAUGCAAAAAAAUCACCAAAGGCCUUUUUGAAGCUGUUUAAAUCUGCCAUUAUAUUUCUUGUGUUUUUCUCCCUCUUUGCCACCUUUGUGUCGUUAAUCUUUUCUCAUCUCACAUCCUCGAUUCUGCUUUAUUCCCUCUGUCCUUGUUUCUGUCUCCCUCCCUCUCUAACACCCCACUGUUCUCGUUUCGGUCUCCCUCCCUCUCUAACACCCCUCUCUAACACCCCUCUGUCCUCGUUUCUGUCUCCCUCCCUCUCUAACACCCCUCUGUCCUCGUUUCGGUCUCCCUCCCUCUCUAACACCCCUCUGUCCUCGUUUCAGUCUCCCUCCCUCUCUAAUACCCCUCUCUAACACCCCUCUGUCCUCGUUUCUGUCUCCACCCCUCUCUAACACCCCUCUCUAACACCCCUCUCUAACACCCCUCUGUCCUCGUUUCGGUCUCCCUCCCUCUCUAACACCCCUCUGUCCUCGUUUCGGUCUCCCUCCCUCUCUAACACCCCUCUGUCCUCGUUUCGGUCUCCCUCCCUCUCUAACACCCCUCUGUCCUCGUUUCGGUCUCCCUCCCUCUCUAACACCCCUCUGUCCUCGUUUCGGUCUCCCUCCCUCUCUAACACCCCUCUGUCCCCCUGUCUCUGAGAUUCAGUUGCCCACCCCAAAUCAGCAAGCUGCCGAAGGAUUGUAGGAACCCAUGGAAUCGCCAUGACCACGGAUGCAGGCAGGGAGCCACGGCAAUGCUGGAAUGUGGGGCGUCUGAGGAGAUAAGAGCUGUGAGCCCAGCCAGGGAGAGGGAGUGGGGAGGGAUGGAGGGAGAGGGGGGAAAGAGACAGGGAGGGUGAAAGAGAGAAGCAAUCCUGUGAAUGGGAGACCGAGAC